This is a messenger RNA of Adineta steineri, 351 nucleotides long. Lineage: Eukaryota; Metazoa; Rotifera; Eurotatoria; Adinetida; Adinetidae. The record is from the annotation of a GenBank genome assembly.
UCAUUAGGUAUUCUAAUUAGUAUUAUUGGUAUUAUUGCUACAAUUACGUUACGUGUAUCAGUAUUAAGAAUAUAUGCAUCAUGUUUAUGGCUUUUAAUGAUAUUUGGUAUAAUUAUUGGAAUUAUUGGUAUUAUAUUUGCAUCUCAAGUAGAUGGAUUUGAGGAUGAUGAUCGAUUACUUAAUCCAAAUUUAGUUGAAAAAAAUUAUCAUGAAGAAAAAUUUUUAUUGGGUAUGAAUGGAGGUUUAACCUUAUUUAUGAGUUUAACAAUGCUUGUUGGUAUUAUUAUUAUUCAUUGUUUGAUUGGUGAUGUAAAUCACUCAAACGGUCAUACUUAUGUUCGAUCGAAAUAA